CUGAGCGGGCGAGUGGGGGUUUGUUUAUUUUCGUGGCUGCUACCUUUCUAGCGGCUGCUACCUACCUAGCUCAGGCUAGCUUCGCAUACAGUUCCUACUUGUCGCCAUUUACACCUGGUCGACGGGGGAAAAAAAAACACUUUCGGGACACUCAAAACAACCGCCACGAAGUAACCGGGCCACUACGGACCAUCACUUAACGCAAGGUUGCUUUUCCAGACCUACUUUGUAUUGACUGGAACACCUCACUGGCAACAAAAAAACAGCGAACGAGCCUCUCCGGAGGCUGAAACCGAAGGAGCAGGAUGUCCAUCGCCAACACUCCCACAAGCAACGACGCCUGCCUCAGCAUUGUGCACAGCCUGAUGUGCCACAGACAAGGCGGGGAGAGCGAGAGCUUCGCCAAGCGAGCCAUAGAGAGCCUGGUCAAGAAGCUGAAGGAGAAGAAGGACGAGCUAGACUCCCUCAUCACGGCCAUCACGACCAACGGAGCGCAUCCCAGCAAGUGUGUGACCAUACAGCGCACUUUGGACGGCCGCCUUCAGGUCGCAGGACGUAAAGGUUUCCCCCAUGUGGUUUACGCUCGACUGUGGCGGUGGCCCGAUCUGCACAAGAACGAGUUAAAACACGUCAAAUACUGCCAGUAUGCCUUUGACCUCAAGUGCGACAACGUUUGUGUCAAUCCGUACCACUAUGAGAGAGUGGUCUCGCCAGGCAUUGACCUAUCAGGACUGACACUUACAAGCACAGGUCCACUCAUGGUUAAAGACGAGUACGACUACGACAACCAGCAAUCCCACCCCGGCGUCGACAGCCACCUGCAGACCAUUCAGCACCCUCCGUCCAGGCCGGGCCCGCCCGACACUUUCGGCAGCCCCGCCCUACUCACGCCGCCGGAAGGCAGCGGCUCUGCUUUAACCUCCGCAUUCUCUGCCAUCAGUGCGGGACCCUCAAGUGAGGCCCGGAUGCUCUCUGCGAUUCAACUGCUAAGAUUGUCUCAAGCGAGUGUGGCAACUUUUGCAUUUACAGAUCCCACCUCCAACUGGAGCAGGAACAGCGGCUUCACGCCGGCUGUGCCGCCGCAUCAAAAUGGCCACCUACAGCACCACACGCCCAUGCCUCACACAGGACAUUACUGGUCUGUUAGCAAUGAAAUAGCAUUCCAGCCACCGAUAUCCAAUCACCCAGCUCCGGAAUACUGGUGCUCCAUCGCGUACUUUGAGAUGGACAUCCAGGUCGGCGAGACAUUCAAGGUGCCCUCCACGUGCCCGAUAGUGACAGUGGACGGUUACGUGGACCCCUCCGGAGGCGACCGCUUCUGCCUGGGCCAGCUCAGCAAUGUCCACCGGACGGAAAACAUCGAGAGAGCCAGGCUCCACAUUGGCAAAGGCGUGCAGCUGGAGUGCAAAGGCGAAGGAGACGUUUGGGUGCGCUGCUUGAGCGACCACGCCGUUUUUGUACAGAGCUACUACCUGGACCGAGAGGCCGGGCGCGCCCCUGGGGACGCCGUGCACAAGAUCUAUCCCAGCGCUUACAUCAAGGUGUUUGACCUGCGUCAGUGCCACAGGCAGAUGCAGCAGCAGGCCGCCACGGCCCAAGCGGCGGCCGCGGCCCAGGCGGCGGCGGUGGCCGGGAAUAUACCUGGCCCAGGUUCCGUGGGCGGCAUCGCGCCCGCCAUCAGUUUGUCGGCGGCGGCGGGCAUCGGCGUGGACGACCUGCGUCGGCUUUGCAUCCUGCGCAUGAGCUUCGUCAAGGGCUGGGGGCCGGACUACCCUCGGCAAAGCAUCAAGGAGACGCCCUGCUGGAUCGAGAUCCACCUCCACCGCGCUCUGCAGCUGCUGGAUGAGGUGCUGCACACCAUGCCCAUCGCGGACCCUCAGCCUCUCGACUAAUGACGUCGUCGCAAGACUUGGAAGGCUGCGGCCGCGCCAGGUCGGGCAGUUGGAGUAGAAGUGUUUGAUUUGCGGUCUUCUCCCCCUACCAUCACCCCACCAUGAACAUUUAAUCCGACUGCUUAGCUUCAGCUGGAGUCUGCUGCUGCUGCUGCUGCUGUUCCAGUCCUUCACUGGCUCUCUCCAGACACAUAUGAAUUCAUGUAAGUGGAGUUUUACUCCCCCCCUUUUUAAAAUAUUUUUUAAAACUUCAACUCUAAAAGUCACAUGACAACAUCCUUGGGGGUGAUCACACGUGUAAUGACAUGUAAUGUAAUUUUGAGAAUCGCCUUUUAAAUUAGUAGCCCUUAGCACUUUAAUUCCUAGAAUUCAAGUUCCUCGGUUUAUGACAGCUCCGACGCGUGACUUUUUAAUAUUACGAACGGCACGCAAUGAACUACUGCAGUGGAACACCAACUGACGGGCUGUGUUGCACUAUCAGGCAAAUCUCCAGAUUUAAACCCUACAGAGCGUGCAUGCGAUCUGCUCAUGAGGCGACUGAAGGGAGUAAUUGGGGCAGACAUUUUCAAAGUUGGAAACCCACCAUGGCAAUUAAAAGGGCUUUGUGGAAACUAAACUUUAUUUUUUUUUUUUUGGUGGGGGAGAGAGAAUAUUUUUGCCCUUCCCAUGAUGCAGUUAUGAGGUUAUGAUUGCUUUAACGAUUUCACUGGGCGGCCUAAAAAAUUGUGACAGAAAUCACGCUUACGUAGCCCCUCACUGUUUUUUUCUUUUUUUGGAUUGUUUUAUAUUUAUGUCCCAGAAGUAUUUUUCUUAAAAAAUAUUGUAAACAUGACUUUACUACUGUCCUUGUGAUAGAGCACCUUUCCGACUCGGGGUUAUGGCGUCACCAUAGGGUAAAAAAAAAAAAAAAAAAAAGUUUGCUGCAGAGUUAGGACUCACUUUCUCUUGCCACUCCUCAGUCUUCUCUCAGAUAUAAUGUGUCUCAUCGUCGUAAAUACAAGUGGUCCUCGGAGUUGCAGAAUCUGAUUUUGUACAGAAAUGUUGCCAAAAUAUUGUCAAUCACUAACAUAUGGUGAUACAGCCUGUAAUGCCGUAAUGAAAGCAAAUAUUUGUAUGGGGAAAAACACCUUUUGACCUGAAAUACGGGACAAUUGAUCGGACUCGGUCGACCUGUUUCUUGCCACUUGCAAUUUAUAAAAUCAAUGCCAUCCCAAAGAGAACUGUGAGAGAAGGUACAAGCCAUAUCGAAGCCAAAAAGUCAUUUUCGGUGUUAUGCUGAACCUUACCGAAAUGGAUUUUUAUUGCUUUUGGAUUUUUUUUUUUUUUUUUUGCUUCGUACUUGAUAAAGGUAUCCAAAACGGACAGCGACUGCAGUAUUUUUUACUCCUUUUUGCUACACACUCUGGGGCGGCUUCUGCUUUGCAUCUCAGCUAUGUCGUGAAUUUGAAUGAUAUUCGUGUUAAUAUGUCUGAAAAUGGUUGAAUAAAAUUCAUGGGCUAAAACAG
Molecule: messenger RNA, 3397 nt
Organism: Hippocampus comes (tiger tail seahorse)
Lineage: Eukaryota; Metazoa; Chordata; Actinopteri; Syngnathiformes; Syngnathidae
Gene: smad4a
Product: SMAD family member 4a
Exons: 11
Coding region: 306-1892 (528 amino acids)
Biological process (GO): cell differentiation; SMAD protein signal transduction; transforming growth factor beta receptor signaling pathway
Cellular component (GO): heteromeric SMAD protein complex
Molecular function (GO): DNA-binding transcription factor activity, RNA polymerase II-specific; I-SMAD binding; RNA polymerase II cis-regulatory region sequence-specific DNA binding
Source: RefSeq, a predicted model, not a curated record